AUGGAAGUUCGCAAUGCGGGCGCUCCAUUAAAGGCCGAAUCGUCGCCAGACUCGCAAUCACCCUCACACUCCCAAUCGCCCGACUCGCAGUCUCCAUCGCAAGCUCCGUCUGACACAAAACGGCCCUCCUCCGAGCCUGCUCAGCCUCGAAAACGCGUCCGCCGCUGGCACCAUCGCGGAUUCACGGGUUGCUCGACGUGUCGCCGUCGCCAUGUGCGCUGCGACGAAGCCUCGCCAACCUGCAAGAACUGCACUCGCCUAGGGCUUCAGUGCGAUGGCACCCAGGGUCGCAUGACCUUCAAGGUCUAUGGGCCAUCCCAGGCGCAGGAUGCGGGCCAAGCGCCCAGGAAGCAGAAGAAGGGUAGUAGCAGCCCAGAGUCGCUGGGCGAGUCGUGCUUCACAAGUAGUUUCUCCGUGAAACUUGAAGGCGAAAAAGAGGGGGACUGCGAGGCCCUGAUCGUGUCACCAUCAACUGUACCGCAAUGGUCGGGCCAGACUCAUUUCCGCUUCCUGCAACCCAUGUUCCAACCGAACAUCCGAUCUUUGACGAUACCAUGUACCGACGAGCAUUACUUUUCCCAUUUUGUCAACCAGGUGUCGACCCUGUUGAUCAUCUACGACACCAAUAUCAAUAUCAAUCCGUAUCGCAGCUACUUCCCUGAAUUUGCGCGGUCGUCACCCUCAAUGAUUGGCGCGAUGCAGGCACUGGGCGCAUUGCAUCUGGCAAAUACCUCGGUCGGCGCGGAUCGUAAUCAACAUCUCCAACAGGCGAUGGGAAAAUAUGGGCAGGUUGUGAAGAUGUUCCGAGAUCGGUACACUCUUCCCGACGGACAGCUUGGGAUAAGGGACUUUGCGACCUGUUUAUUGCUCUGUCUGUUUGAGAUGAUGGACUCACAACACCAAAACUGGGACGUCCACCUCAAGGGCGCGCGCGAAAUUUACAACCUCCUCUUCUACCCACAUACCGGCAAUGCUGCCCGCGAAGCUCAACGUCUCGUCGAGAUCAAUCAUCCUCUCCGAUCAUUCCUCGUCUCCUUGCUCUCAUAUCUGGAUGUGGCUGGUGCAUGUGCGAGAUCAGGUGGUACGGUGGUGACGGGAAGUUACUGGAAGACUCAUGGAGGCGGAUGGGAGUACAACCUAGGGAUCCCGAGUCUAUCUACCUCGCCUCUUCCGGAUGACCCACGGUUGCUGGAGUUGCGACAGGCUUGGUCUAGCAUGAUGGAGGUUCAGGCUGCUAUUAGCACGUUCGCCCGCGACAAAGAGUGGAUGUCCCCGGAUCACCAGGAUAUGGUGUACAAAAAAAUUUUCCACCAGCUGGUAACUUGGCGCGCCAGCACACCGAUCAGCCUGCAGCUGCUUGGGGAAAUGGACUUGGAUGAUGAGACCUUGCGCGGAUUUCCGUAUCCCGACAUGUUGGAAUACGUCGGAUGCGUGGAGGCCUAUGAAAAGGCGACCUUUGUCCAUCUGCAUCAGAUAGCCGGAGCAGGUCGACCAAACUGGAUCUCCGACCGGGCGUACUUGGACAUGCUCAUUACGCGCAUUCUUACUCUGAUCCGCAAACUAUCCAAAGACGUGGGUCAGCUGGCCGUCCUGUGGCCUCUUUUCAUCGCCGGUCAGGAAACCCGUAAGCAAGAGGAGCAGCAAUACGUUCAACAAACCAUGCACGAGCUUAAACGGUUCGGCUUUAGGAAUGUUGACAAGGCGCUGGAGCUCCUCGAAGGUGUAUGGUUUAAACGGCGUGCGUUUCCCGAAGGCUGGACGGAGACGCUGGAUGAGAUUCAGACCAAUAUUCUCUUACCAUGA
Molecule: messenger RNA, 1803 nt
Organism: Penicillium cataractarum
Lineage: Eukaryota; Fungi; Ascomycota; Eurotiomycetes; Eurotiales; Aspergillaceae
Product: Zn(II)2Cys6 transcription factor
Exons: 2
Coding region: 1-1803 (600 amino acids)
Biological process (GO): positive regulation of transcription by RNA polymerase II
Cellular component (GO): nucleus
Molecular function (GO): zinc ion binding; DNA-binding transcription factor activity, RNA polymerase II-specific; transcription cis-regulatory region binding
Source: RefSeq, a predicted model, not a curated record